AACGAACUUCAACUUUGGUGGAUUGUUUUCGUUAAACCGUCAAAUUACGUUUUAAUAAAGUCAUUCAACUUUCUAAACAAAUAAUGUCUGGAGAACAGUUUUCAUUAGUUUGGAAUAGUUUUCCAAGGAAUUUGUCUUCUGGAUUAUAUACACUAUUAACUGAUGAACAACUAGUUGAUGUAACGUUAGCUGCAGAGGGUCAAAUAUUACGUGCACACAAGUUAAUAUUAUCAGUGUGUAGCACAUAUUUCAGAGAACUAUUUAAGGGAAAUUCUUGCAAACAUCCAAUUGUGAUUUUAAAAGAUGUCAAUUAUCGUGAUUUGUCAGCAAUGCUUCAUUUUAUGUAUCAAGGAGAAGUUAAUAUUAAGCAGGAAGAUAUUGCUAGUUUCUUAAAAGUAGCAGAAACUUUGCAAAUAAAAGGUUUAACCACAGAAACUGAAGAGAAACUUGAAGAGACUUUGACAAAGAAUGUACAAAACUUGAAUCAAAUAUUUAAUACAGAAAAAAGCAGUAUUAAUUGUGGUACAUCAGAUAAAAGUGUUUCCACUUUUGAAAAACAAAGGCAAUCUGUACAGAAGGAUCAACAAUGCCAAAAGCAAGAUGUCUUGACUAAAGAUGAAUCACAUAACAGUGAAUUUGUAGAGAAGAAUACAAAUGAUAAUGAUAUAUGUCAGCAAGAUUCUCCUUCUGAUCCAGCAUAUGAUAUGCCAGAUAUGCAUAUGGUACAAAACAAUAGUUCUACUGACAUAGAGGCACAAUGCAAUGAAGAGGAGCCACUAGAUUGUACAGCUGAUAUAGGUCAUGCAGAAUCAGCAAAGCAUGAACCCUUGGAUUAUACCCUUGACAUUGAUACAGAAGCAGGAUACAAAACAUAUUUGCCUAACGAGUCACUCUAUAAACCUGAAGAAAAUAUGCCAAUAAAAGAUUUUGUACCAGAUAUGCAAUUAGUUCCCUAUAAUCAGAAUAUCCAAACUCAACCAUUUGGUUUAAGUAACAUGACUGGUUUUGAAAGUGAGUUUGCGUACGAAACUGGUUGUCAUAGUAAAGGUCGACGAACUGUUAAAGGUAUUUCCAACAAUAGUCUACCGUUGGAAACAACGCUGCGCGUUGUAUCUGAACUGGGACCAACUUUACGUAUGGAAAGAGGCAAGGUUAUUCGAAUGUAUUCAUGUCCAUGGUGUCUUCGUCAUUUCACGCGUAAGGAGAAUCUCAAAUUACACGUUCGAUAUAUUCACGGCCCGCUUGAAAGUUUAACGUGUAAACUUUGUGGUAAUAAAUAUAAGAACAGCAAUAGUCUACGUGUACAUUCGUAUCUCUAUCAUAAUGCUAAACGGGACAAACAUAAUAAGCCACUAGUGGAUGGUGGCGCAUGAAAUUAAAGAAGACAACUUAAUUAACAUUAAAUUUCGUAAUGUACAUUUUCUUAUGUCAUAUUAGAAGCAUAGUAACGCAUAAAAUUAAUGCAUAACAUGUGUGAUAUUGUUGGCACAAUUUUAUUUAUGACCUGCACGGGUCUGACAUUUUAUCAAA
Molecule: messenger RNA, 1530 nt
Organism: Habropoda laboriosa
Lineage: Eukaryota; Metazoa; Arthropoda; Insecta; Hymenoptera; Apidae
Product: modifier of mdg4-like
Exons: 6
Coding region: 84-1373 (429 amino acids)
Biological process (GO): regulation of transcription by RNA polymerase II
Cellular component (GO): nucleus
Molecular function (GO): protein binding
Source: RefSeq, a predicted model, not a curated record